Aspergillus wentii DTO 134E9 is the source of this 864-nucleotide messenger RNA. It is a transcript of the gene horA, whose product is annotated as ubiquinone biosynthesis protein COQ11. NCBI's taxonomy places the organism in Eukaryota, Fungi, Ascomycota, Eurotiomycetes, Eurotiales, Aspergillaceae. The transcript has 4 exons. The coding region runs from base 1 to 864 and encodes 287 amino acids. Gene Ontology annotation, cellular component: mitochondrion. The record is from RefSeq and is a predicted model, not a curated record. Gene Ontology annotation, molecular function: protein-containing complex binding.
AUGGCCUCUAAAAGGGUUGUGGUUGCAGGUGGAAAUGGAUUCUUAGGAUCAAGAAUUUGCAAAUCGGCAGUUGCUAGAGGGUGGAACGUAACAUCUCUCAGUCGAUCCGGAGAGCCGCGAUGGGAUGCGGUCACCAGCUCGCGCGAGCGGCCAAGCUGGGCAAGCUCUGUAGAAUGGGCUAAGGCGGAUAUGUUGAAACCGGAGACAUACAAAUCUUUCUUAAACGGCGCCAAUGCUGUCGUCCACAGCAUGGGAAUCCUCUUGGAGGCCGACUACAAAGGGGUGGUACAAGGCAGAGAGCCUAUUGUCAGUGGUCUCCAAAGGGCGUUUAGUUCCUCGAAGUUGGGAAGUCAAAAUCCUCUUGGAAGACAUGCAGGGGAACCGUUGGUGCCUAAAGAAAGAGAUGGACAAUUGACUUAUGAGCUCAUGAACAGAGAUUCAGCCAUCGCACUAGCACAGGAAUCCUCUAACGAGCAUGUUCCAACUUUUGUAUACAUUUCCGCUGCUUCCGGAGCCCCGAUCCUUCCAAGCAGAUAUAUCACAACCAAAAGAGAAGCCGAAACAACCAUAUCCUCCUCGCUCCCAGAACUGCGAAGUAUCUUCAUGCGCCCACCUUUCAUGUACGAUUCGAGCAGAAAGUUCACUUUGCCGAUAGCAUUAGGUGGUCUCGUUGGUUCCCAGUUCAACGAGCUUCUGGGCAACAGACUUGGAUUCCUCGGGGCAAUGGUGCAUAAGCCUUUGCAGGUAGAUAUCGUGGGCGAAGCCACGGUUGAGGCAAUGGAAGACGAGUCGACGCUUGGUGCUGUUGAAAUAAAGCAAAUAGAAGCGCUGGCCACCAAAGCAUGGAGAAAGAGCAUGCUCUAA